Messenger RNA from Lolium perenne, 1557 nucleotides. RefSeq names its product B3 domain-containing protein IDEF1. Lineage: Eukaryota; Viridiplantae; Streptophyta; Magnoliopsida; Poales; Poaceae. The record is from RefSeq and is a predicted model, not a curated record. Gene Ontology annotation, molecular function: DNA binding; DNA-binding transcription factor activity.
AGGUCAGUGAGACCGCCACCCUUCCCUCCCCUCCCCUCACUCCCCCUCCCCCUGCCUCUCUCUGUCCGGGUUACCCUACCUCCGCUCCUCCCACCCAUAGCUGGAGACAGAGAGAGAAAGUGAGGGCAGGGUUUGGCUGGUAGAUGCGCGAGUAGCGGUGUCGAGGCCAAGAAGGGGAAUGGGAGGCGACGGGAGGCCCAACGACGCCGCCGGCGGCGGCGGCCACCCGCACCAGUUCCAGUACCAAGCUCUCCUCGCCGCCGUGCACACGCAGGGCCCCAACAACACACUCCCCUUUCCCCUUCCCCCCCUCAAUGGACCUGGAGCUGAUUCACCCACAAACACUGCUGCUCGCCAGCCUCCGACGCCGAGAGGAUUCUCCGAUUGGAGCGCGUCUACCAGCGCGUUCACAUCACUCGUGCAGAACCCUCCUUCCUCCAACGCUGCCAAUGCAUACCAUUACAGCCUAUCCCCGUGCUAUGCUUUCUGGACGCAUUACAUGCUUAACAAGAAUGCAUAUAGCUACUAUCCUGCACCUAAUCAGGAGCACGGGCACCCUUUCUACCAUGAUAGCAACCAGGCUAAAGAUCCAGGUUCUGUACCCAGCUUUGGUCUUGAGUCCUUUAGUACAACGUCCCUAGCACCAAACAUGUCGGCUCAUAUGCCUCCUAUGGAAAUGCCUCCCAUGGAAGGGCCCCUAUCUGUGAAAGAACCUGAAAUUUCAGAGGACGUGCCUGCUAGAGUAGUUAGAAUUAAGGACGAAAUGGAAACCAGACAUGGAGUUGAACUUAAAUGUGAAACAGCUGACACUCUUCCAGAGUUGAAGCAAGGACAUGAAAGUUGUACCACUAAAUUCAACUCCGGAGAAUACCAAGUUAUUUUGCGCAAGGAAUUGACGAAGAGUGAUGUUGCAAAUGUUGGAAGAAUUGUGUUACCCAAGAAAGAUGCAGAAGCUAGUCUUCCACCAUUAUGCGAAAGGGAUCCUCUGAUACUGCAGAUGGAUGACAUGGUGCUCCCGGUUACGUGGAAGUUUAAGUACAGGUUCUGGCCCAACAACAAAAGCAGAAUGUACAUUCUGGAUUCUACAACUGAAUUUGUGAAGACACAUGGUCUUCAGGCAGGGGACACCAUCAUUAUCUACAAAAAUCCUGUCCCUGGCAAAUAUAUUGUCCGUGGGGAAAAGGCCAUUCAGCAGACAUUGAACCACUAGAGUAUGCGGAUGCGAUUGCGACUGCGUCAGUGAAGGCAUUUCAAGCGAGCAGUGUGGGUUUACCAUAAGUUCGCAAUCCAAGAGAACUCAGACGGAGUUGAGCCUGCUAAGGAAUUCAUGACAGCCUGACUUGUUAACCGGGGAGUGAAUGGGAAGAUCUUGAAUGUGUUGGCGAAGAGCUCAGCACGACAUCUGAGUUUGGGGAAACCUCAUGCGUCUUUUUGCUCGUCUUUCUUCUAAUUGAGUUGUAUUUGCAAACUUGUGUUCUACCUUCAGAAUAGCAUUUGCCGUUCUGUAAAUAUUUUUGGAUCCAUAAGAUAAAAUGAAGUGGCCUGGACGUUUGAACA